GGGACAUCACUCUGGUAUAAUGACGGCAUAUCGAGACCAAACCACGGAGAAACCAGUAGCCAAACACUUUCUGGCUAUGCAGCAUCACCUUCCUACGCUCAAAUUUAUAGGCAUUGAUCAUGUACCUCCUCUAGUUCGGGGUGGCGACCGAUCCAAAAUGCUUCUACAGAGAGAAGCUUACUGGAUCCACCACUUGGACACGGUCACACCCAAAGGUUUAAAUGAAAAGCAUUUAUUCCAUGUUCUUAUGAUUAUUCGUGUACUCUUAUUUUAUGUCCAUAUACAGUAUAUCUACCCUGUGGUGAUGCCUAUUAUUGCAUUAUUAUAUACAUCUUUACAUUUUUUGUCACCAGCAUAGCUUCAGAUAGUUCCAUUAGUCAGUUAUUUUUUAUUUUUUGUUUUCUCCAUUAAGAUACCUGUAGAUUUCAUGUAUCUUUUUUAUGAUUAUUUUUCAUUACUUCCAGUUAUUUGUAUUCUAUGCCCUUGUUAAUUAUUUGUUGUUGUUCAGAUAUAUUCUGUCCUACUACUUCAGUAUGCACCAGUUCCAUUCUGCAACUACCUUUUAUUUUUUAUUUUUUUUAUUUUUUUGUAGGUAGCAAUCAUACGCUACCCACAUUAUUGUUUAUUACAUAUAUUUUCCACAUUUUUGCAAUAUUUCCAUUUGACUUAGACUAUUAGAUUUGUUGUCUAUUGAUUACUGCUGGUGCUUUAUCCUAUUUUAACACUUGGUAUGUAGAGAGUCCUCAUAUGCUAUCAGCUUGACACUGCAUGUUAGAUACCAUUUAUCUAAGAAUUUCUACUUUUAUUAUUAUUUACUGUAAUUUUUAUUUUUCGCACUUGGCAAUUAUUUUUCAUUGUGCUAUUGUCUUGAUACUACAAGUUAGAUAUUAUUUUUAGACCAUCUAUAUUUAGAGACUUGUCCAGCACCCUUCUAUGAUUAACUUGUAGCUCUCUUUAGCAUUAGAUUGACAAUAAUUUUUUUUUUUUUUGUUUUUUUUGUUUUUUUGUUUUUGUUUAUAUGUAUGGAGAAAUCAUAAGCUACAGUCCCAUUUGUGAGAGCACGUUAGAUCAAUUUAUUGGCUUUGUUUAUUUAAGGAUCUUUUUCAUUAGCUCUGGUCUCUGUAUCUAUUUCUCCGUUGUCAUGUUUUUUGGAUUACUUAAGAUGCAGCUGAUUCUUUAUUCUUCAGGUUUCCUCAGCCUCCUUCGUAGGUUUCUAGGCUAUAUAUUUAGUUUAGAUGUUUUUUCAUUAUAAAAAACCCGUGUGUCACUUGGUGUUUAUGUCAUAUUGUCUAGCAUCAAAUUAUUAUAUUACUAAUUUUGCAUACUAUACACUUUAGUGGAUAUCAUGUAUAAGAUAAUUGUAUAAUUUUGUAUACAGUAUUUUUGUAUAUACUCUGCUCUUUUGCUUUGAUUUUAUUUAUGAUGCCAGGUAUUCGUUUUUCACAGUUUAUUAUAUUUGUUUGUUGUGUGCUCACACGUUUAUCACUCAGGUUUUCACAUGACACUGCACAGCACUUGCUGCUUAUGUACUCGAUUCUCCUGACUUUUGUAUCAUUCACUUUGUAUUAGUAGUUUACACUACCCACUCCUUGCUUCACACUGAUCUACUUGCUCCCGGCAUAGGAUUUUUCUACUUUGUGUAUUGUUGCCUUGGCAACCACUUUUUCCCUGUACGACGCCCUGAUCACGUGACGUUGUGUGCAGCUUCCAUUCACUUCCGGGUUCUAAUGGGCAAACACACUCCUCCUCACUUCACCAUUGGGUAAGUGUUUAUUCACUUAGAUUUGUAUUUUAUAUAUAAACACUUUCUUGUCAUGUAUUAUAUGAUCUUGAAAAAGACCCGGCAGGGUCGAAACGUCGAUUGAUUUUUUUGUACAUCACAGAUGAUUUAUUAAAGCACCAGUUUUCCUAUUAACCAGAAGACCUGUGAGUGCAUUUUGAUUUUUAUUUUUGUUUAUAUAUAUAUAUAUAUAUAUACAUAUACUGCUGUUUACUCAGGGAAUAAGUGUAGGGGAAGUAGCAAACAGAGCUGAGUGACAACAGUAUAGGCAGCUAGUGUCCUAUGAGGGAUCAACGCUAUAUGUAACUAAUAUCUCAAGGUUGCAACAUAAUAUCGUUGUUGCUCUACUGUGUCAGGGGGAACCCUCAGCUAAACAGUGUUCAAUCUCUGUAUAACAGCUACAGGGGGAGGGGGGAGGGAGGGUGUGGUGGAGUGAAGUCCAGAAAAAGACUGUUGGUGCUGAGUAAACAAAAAAGGAAAGAGUAAAAAAUUGUAAUAGUAGUGGUGAGAGUCAGUGAGCUGCUAAGCCUCAAAACUAAUCUGUGCACCUAUGUGCACCUAUGCUACAAUCUGUAGACUAAGUUGGGCCAUCUCUAAUGCACAGUGUGGCCACCACCCCCGGGUGCACAGACCAUCAUGACUAGUCUACGUUUUGGGAAGACGCACGGGUCCACCGUGGCAGUCGAGCACUGUAGACUUUCCUACUUCUUCUUCCCUCUCUUGGUCAAAAUAAGGAGAAAAUAAUGAUACUGCUCAAAGGAUUUCCUGAUGGGGUGCCAUUGUUUGGUAUUUGCAAAUAAAUCUGGUUUCCCUAUGAAGUAAUUUGAGAUUGAAAUUGCCUUUAUGUGAAUUGGGGAUUAAAUUUCUUUAUAGCUUGAAAUCUCAGGUGGUCAGGAUCAGCACUGUGAAAAUUAAUCAAAUGUCUGGCAAUUGGAGUGAGAUUGCCGGAACUGAUAGUAGAGUUGAUGUGUUAGAUGAUACGUCAUCUGAAUUCCUGAUAGGUUUUUCCUAUAUAUUAUUUUUUUUCAGGAGCAGGUGAUUAGGUAUAUGACUUUGGUAGUGCUACAUUUCACAAAGGCUUUAGUGUUAACUAUAAUAUUUGCUUGGUUGGACUUGGUAAAUUAACUAGGUGAGAUGUAUCUACAUGCCUUUCAGUGGCCGCAAUGAUAAGUACUUUUGAUUGGAGUUAACCAGAAAGAGUCUGUAGGUUUUUUCAAGUUGACUAUUGUGGCGGAACCAACCUCGCCACUAUUCACUGGAAAAGCCUGGUUGCCUGCCUGCUGCCUUUAGACUAUGGCCCCUGGGAGAUUGUGAAAGCUUAUGCACGUUUUAUGGGACUGGUGCUGGCCCUUUAAGCACCUUUUUGGGGCAUAUGGAAAAUUGGGACACUGCCCCCUUUAAGACGGUGUCCCCAGACUUGUUUGGGACACUGUCCCUUUAAGACAGUGUCCCCUGUGUCCCCAGACCGGGUUAAAACCCUUUGUUCCCAGCUAUUGCCCACUUGGUUCAGUAAAUGGGGCUUACUGAACCAUGUACCACACAGGCGGACCACCUGUAUUGGGAGUGUGUCGGCAAUUUACCUCCCAGAAGCUGCGGUUAACCGCAGCUUAAUUGACAAUGCUGGGUGGCCUUUGUUCGUUUGCCGAACACAUGGCGGCGGCCAUCUUUGUUCAUUCGCACGAGGUCAGCGGUACGUGUAGCCAAAUUCAUGGAACUAAAAUCGGCUACACAUUUCCGCGAACACAGCUGAGCCCUACCUGCUCCCACAAUGAUUUUACAGCCGCAGAGACCAUUCGGUGAUAGGACUUAGUCGUUUUUGCAGCCUGAAAUAGACUGACCGCACAGCCCAAAUCUAUGGAACUGCUUUGGGCAAGAAAAUGUGCUUGCGGUCGGUCAUAAAGGGACCUCAGCUAACCUUUUAACCCCUGGAUGGAUUUGGAUGAUUUUUGGUUAUGUUUAUAUUUGAAGGUUGCUGAUUCUAAAUAUGUCAUUUUUAUGAAGAUUGGAUGUAUGGUUUUAAAGUUACAGGAUAUGUAUAAAAACUGUAUUUUUCCUGCCUGUGUUAAUUAUGUUAAACCAUUGUGUAACAUAAUUAUUUCACAGGCAGAGGGGGAGGAUUUUGUAU
This is a messenger RNA of Pelobates cultripes (western spadefoot toad), 3905 nucleotides long. NCBI's taxonomy places the organism in Eukaryota, Metazoa, Chordata, Amphibia, Anura, Pelobatidae. The record is from the annotation of a GenBank genome assembly.